UCUCAAAACAAAACUUAAACUUUGAUAUUUGGUGAAAAUUGAGCAUGAAAUAUUUCUGGCUGGCUCUAAAACAAGUAGCGAUACCUUAGAAUGGGCAAUGGUAGAGUUGCUCCGCAACCCAGCAAGUAUGAGAAAGGUUAAAGAAGAGCUUAAUCGAGUUGUUGGACUGAACGAGGAAGUUGAAGAGAGUGAUAUAAAGGAACUUCCAUAUAUGCAAGCAGUGGUUAAGGAAAGACUGAGGUUACAUCCACCGGGUCCCUUUCUUAUUCCUCGGAAUGCCAUGGAAGAUACCAAUUUCAUGGGUUUUGUCAUACCUAAAGAUACACAAAUUUUGGUGAAUGCCUGGGCAAUUGGAAGAGAUCCAGAUGCUUGGGAGGAUCCCUUAAUGUUCAAGCUUGAGAGAUUUUUUUUUGUGGGAAGAUUCGAGAAAGAAGAUGCUGGAGGAAGAAGAUGAUGCAAAAUUGUAAUUUGGUGGGCCCCACUUUUGUUUUUGUGUUGGGUAUGACCAUGUCAUCAUUUAGCCAAUUGUACAACUGACGUGUCUUAAAUUUUUGAUAUGUAUGUGAGUUAAUAGACGAUUUUUAACGGA
This is a messenger RNA of Rubroshorea leprosula, 589 nucleotides long. Lineage: Eukaryota; Viridiplantae; Streptophyta; Magnoliopsida; Malvales; Dipterocarpaceae. The record is from the annotation of a GenBank genome assembly.